Molecule: messenger RNA, 1100 nt
Organism: Lingula anatina
Lineage: Eukaryota; Metazoa; Brachiopoda; Lingulata; Lingulida; Lingulidae
Product: rhodopsin, GQ-coupled-like
Biological process (GO): G protein-coupled receptor signaling pathway; visual perception
Cellular component (GO): membrane
Molecular function (GO): G protein-coupled receptor activity
Source: RefSeq, a predicted model, not a curated record
AGAACCGUGAAGUCAAAGAAAAACACGCAAUGGAUACGACUUUCGCCGUUGGCUCCAAUGCGACCACGUCCUUGCCAGUCAGUAAUGGAAGUGAUGUUAUAGUAAUUGACAGGUACUUAUCACCAGCGAUACACUAUGCCUGCGGCAUAGCAAUGACACUCGGUACUAUUUUGGGAAUCUUCGGAAACACGUCAAUUUUGCUGAUGUUCUUAAAAUUCAAAAAUCUACGCUCUACUACAAAUCUGUUUAUUAUGUCCUUAAACGUCUCUGAUCUAAUGCUAGCUGUCUUCGGUUGCCCCAUGUCAGGAAUCUCAAGUUUUGCGCUGAAGUGGGUGUUUGGAGAUGUCGGCUGCGUACUUCAUGGAUUCAUGAUGUAUUUCGCAGGAUUAAGCGAGAUGUACUGUCUCACUGCAAUUGCGAUUGACAGGUACAUAGUCAUUGCUAAACCACUACUGGCACCGGCCAUUACGCAAACAAAGGCUUUGAUAGCAAUAGUCGCUUGCUAUGUUGGUGGUCUUAUGUUUGCAAUGGCACCCUUAUUUGGCUGGAGCAAAUAUACCUACGAAGGGGCAGGAACUACAUGCGGAAUCGACUGGAUAACAAAAAGACCACAAGACGUAUCUUUCGCUAUAACCAUAUUAAUCGCCUGCUACUUAACUCCAGUUGGGAUAAUGCUCUUCUGCUACCUUAACAUUUACCUAACGGUUCUUUCAUCAACAAGAAGCGGAACAUGGGACAAACAGAGCAGCAUAGCAAAACGCAACGCUAGACUUGAACGAAAGAUGGCGCUCAUGACAGUGGCUAUGCUCGGUAAUUUUCUGUUAUGCUGGACCCCUUAUGCUUUGGUCUCCUGCAUCGCAACUUUUGGGGACCCUUACUCAAUGCCACUGCUCUUGGUUCACAUUCCCUCUAUGUUUGCUAAAUGCGCCGCGGUGAUGAAUCCUAUCAUCUAUGUUGGCCUGAACCAACAGUUUCGGGAUGCAUUCCUUGAGAUGUGUCCUUGCUGCAGUGGGAUUGUCGCCUGCUUCGCCAGCAAGUCCGAUGAUGAUGAUGAUGAUGAUGACGCUGAUGCAGGGGAAGGCGCCGGAGGAUCGGGCUAG